GUAUUAUUUGUGUAUUUGGGUGAGCGAAUUUGUGACGACUGGUUAAUUUUCAAGUUCGUUAUCUAAAAUUUGUGUCGCAUUGGUGGUCGUCAGUACCGUAUAUAAAGCGCCAUGUCGACGCAAAAUGUGGGAAAUGAAGAAAAUGCAGCCCCGAAGUCGAAACGACCUUCAGAUUCAGCUUUUAAGCAACAACGCCUGCCCGCCUGGCAGCCCGUGCUGACCGCACGAACGGUUCUGCCCACCUUCUUUGUCAUUGGUGUCCUAUUCAUUCCCAUUGGCGUGGUGCUGCUGUACUUAUCCAAUUCAUCCAAUGAGCUCAUCAUUGACUACACUAGGUGCAUGCAGGUUAACAGUAAUAGGACCUGCGCCGAUUUUCUGGAGGAUAAACCGGGCGACCAAUGCGAGUGCAAGAUUAACUUUAAUCUGACUGAAGACUUUAUUGGCGACGUGUACAUGUACUAUGGCCUGACCAAUUACUAUCAGAAUCAUCGACGAUAUGUGAAAUCGCGAGACGAUGAACAACUGCUGGGUCGCUUGUCCUUAACGCCAAGCUCAGACUGCACGCCAUUCGCCUAUGCUGAUAAUGGAAAACCCAUAGCGCCUUGCGGGGCCAUCGCCAAUUCCCUAUUUAAUGAUACACUGACACUGAGCCAAGGCAGCUCGAAUAUCAAAUUAUUAAAUACGGGCAUUGCAUGGCCAUCGGAUAAGCGCGUCAAGUUCCGUAAUCCUCCGGGCGACCUGGAAAAGGCUUUGGAGCCAUAUGAAAAGCCCAUAUUCUGGCAAAAAGAACUCUAUGAAUUAGAUAAAACAAAUGAAGCUAACAAUGGUUUUCAGAACGAGGAUUUAAUCGUGUGGAUGCGCACUGCUGCCUUGCCUAGUUUUCGAAAGCUAUACCGUCGCUUGGAUCAAACAAAUAAUAGCUUUACGAGAGGCCUUAAAGCCGGCGAAUACACGCUGGACGUAAUGUAUAAAUAUCCCGUGGUAUCGUUUGAUGGCACCAAGCGUAUGAUUCUGUCGACAACAUCUGUGCUGGGCGGUAAAAAUCCAUUCCUGGGUAUUGCCUAUAUUGUUGUUGGUGCCAUUUGUUUAAUACUUGGACUGGCGCUCCUCUUCAUUCAUAUGCGCUGCAGCCGUAGCAGCAACAUGGAGAUGAUAAACGUUAAUCCACAUACACAGUACUCCUAGAAGCAAUGGAUUCGAUUUGAGAGUAAUUUUGGCAAAAGCUUCUCUCGCCCAUGCACCAUUAUUUAGCUAUAAUAUCUUGUUUAAGCAUAAUUAUCUAUGUAUAUCUUUGUAACAGAAUACACACAAUUAGUUUCUAUUAGUAUUUAUGACACUGUACGGCAUCGUUGGCUGUGCUUCUUGUUAACAUUUUGUAAUGUUUUUUUUUUUUUGUUUUUGCACUUUUAAUUAUAUGUAUGUUUGUUAAUGAUUCGUCUUGUAAUGCAUCUGAUAACAUACGCGACUUCUAUAAUAAUACUAUUGCCUCAUCCAGAUAAAUUAGAAAAGUUUCCCCACAUAAAUGCAUAGAAAAUAUUUAAACAAUUAAACUUUAGACUAUGAGUGCCUGUGCCGCAAUUUGGCAUUAACACAUAUGUUUUGUAUGGCAGCCGUUUAAAGCAGACGCUAUAGAAAUAUUUAUAAAUAUGCAUUGAUAUUUUAUUAAAAUUGUGCAAUACAAGUUGA
Molecule: messenger RNA, 1686 nt
Organism: Drosophila novamexicana
Lineage: Eukaryota; Metazoa; Arthropoda; Insecta; Diptera; Drosophilidae
Gene: CDC50
Product: cell cycle control protein 50A
Exons: 6
Coding region: 112-1185 (357 amino acids)
Cellular component (GO): endoplasmic reticulum; plasma membrane; Golgi apparatus
Source: RefSeq, a predicted model, not a curated record